AUGGCUCCAAAGAUGCAACAAACUAAGGCCGCUAAGGCGGCCGCCGCUUUAGCCGGUGGUAAAAAGGGUAAGAAGAAGUGGAACAAGGGUAAGGUUAAGGACAAGGCUCAACAUGUUGUUGUCUUAGAUCAAGAUAAGUAUGACAGAAUCAUGAAGGAUGUCCCAACCUACAAAUACGUUUCUGUUUCAGUCUUGGUUGAUAGAUUAAAGAUCGGUGGUUCUCUCGCCAGAAUCGCUUUAAGACAGUUAGAAGCAGAUGGUAUCAUCACUCCUGUCUCAAAGCAUUCUAAGCAAGUUAUUUACACUCGUGCUCAUUAA
Messenger RNA from Priceomyces carsonii, 318 nucleotides. RefSeq names its product 40S ribosomal protein eS25 (gene RPS25B). The transcript has a single exon. Gene Ontology annotation, molecular function: structural constituent of ribosome. Gene Ontology annotation, cellular component: cytosolic small ribosomal subunit. The record is from RefSeq and is a predicted model, not a curated record. Lineage: Eukaryota; Fungi; Ascomycota; Pichiomycetes; Serinales; Debaryomycetaceae. Bases 1 to 318 code for a protein of 105 amino acids.